AUGGAUACCCAAUUACAGCCAGAUACACACAUCUCACCCGACCGCUUCAAGCGCACAAUUCUCCCAACCCAACAGGGCGCAGAGGCAGAGGCAGAUCACUCCCCAAUAGUCAUCUACAUGAUCAGCGGCAACCCAGGCCUAAUCAGCUACUACCAUACCUUUCUCUCGACACUCGCAGAUAGACUAUCUUCUCUGUGCACCAAGCAGGACAUCCCUAAUCAAUUCCACAUCUACGGCCACAGCCUGGACGGAUUCGAAGUUGAAGAAUCCUCGCCCAACAAUGGCAAUGGCAACGGCAACCCCAGCACCACGCAGCCCUGCAGCCUCGAAGAGCAAAUCUGCUUCGUCCAGCGCAAGCUAGACUCCUUCAUUGGGGGCUUAGAAGCAGGGCCGCGCAGAGCAAAGGUCAUCCUGGUUGGCCAUUCUGUAGGCUCGUAUAUUGCGAUGGAAGUCCUACGCCGACACCGCGAGCGCUCCGAUGCGAACUCUGCGUCGUCGGGCGCUGUCGGGUUUGAUAUUAUCGGGGGAGCUAUGCUCUUUCCUACUGUUGUGGAUAUUGCGCUGUCGCCGUCGGGGCGGAAACUUACUAGCAUCCUCUCUUUCGUACCGCAGCUGGCUCUGCUAGCCGGUAUAUUCGUCCGCAUCCUCGUCGCCUGCGUACCGGACUUGAUACUCCAGUCCCUAGUGAGAUUCUACAUGCAGUCCGCCUCAGACGAAAUGGUCACCGCGACAACGUCGUUCAUCAAAAGCAAGCGGGGCGUGCGACAAGCUCUCCACAUGGCCGCCGACGAAAUGCAAACCAUCACCGCAGACAAAUGGUCCGACGACGUCUGGGGCGUGCCGGGCGCGGGGGAACCACUAACCCGUCUGUUCUUCUACUUCGGUCGAAAUGACCACUGGGUUGCGGAGCGGACGAGGGACGAUAUCAUCCACAUGCGGGGACGGCAUGUAGCUGGGGGGCCGAAGAUGGUUGUUUGUGAGGAGGGGUUGCCGCAUGCUUUCGUUUUGAAGCGUGGUGAUACUGAUGUGAUGGCGACUAAGGUGGCGGGUAUGGUUAUGGAGAUUGUGCAAAGGGGUUGA
Aspergillus campestris IBT 28561 is the source of this 1080-nucleotide messenger RNA. RefSeq names its product bifunctional triacylglycerol lipase/ester hydrolase. The coding region runs from base 1 to 1080 and encodes 359 amino acids. The record is from RefSeq and is a predicted model, not a curated record. Gene Ontology annotation, molecular function: lipase activity. Gene Ontology annotation, cellular component: lipid droplet. The transcript is spliced from 4 exons. Gene Ontology annotation, biological process: lipid storage. Lineage: Eukaryota; Fungi; Ascomycota; Eurotiomycetes; Eurotiales; Aspergillaceae.